Messenger RNA from Armigeres subalbatus, 14998 nucleotides. It is a transcript of the gene Dscam1, whose product is annotated as cell adhesion molecule Dscam2. Gene Ontology annotation, molecular function: cell-cell adhesion mediator activity. Gene Ontology annotation, biological process: homophilic cell-cell adhesion; axon guidance; dendrite self-avoidance. The coding region runs from base 622 to 6876 and encodes 2084 amino acids. The transcript has 25 exons. The record is from RefSeq and is a predicted model, not a curated record. Lineage: Eukaryota; Metazoa; Arthropoda; Insecta; Diptera; Culicidae. Gene Ontology annotation, cellular component: axon; plasma membrane.
UCGGAAGUGUUGAAUCCGUACGUCGCGUUUCGAACGAAUUUUCUCGGUGAAAAAUAGUGCAAAAUCGGCCAAUAGUUGCUAAUUACGGUGCGUAACGGUCUAGUGCCGCCUACUUUCGCUGGUUGGAGUCGCACAAGGAUUAGGUGGUGCCCCAAUUGGUGAUUUUUUCUCGGGGGGUUGGCUCUCGGUAGCACCCUUGUCUUGACAGUCAGUUGAGGAGCAGCAAGGAUAAAGAGGAAAAGUGUCGAGGUCUGUUUUCCACACCCUACUGCCGUCGUCGCGUGCGUCGCGCAACCGUACCAACCGCCGGGCCGUCGUUCUUUUUAUCGUCGCCGCCGUCGUGAAGAACUCAAUCGCGUGUGUGUUGAUCCCGGCUCUUUUGGGAAGCAUCCACAGGAAGCAUCAAUCUUAUACCGUCUCCCCUUUGGGGCGAUAUUUUGCGGAAUACGUGUGAAGACAAAGUGCUUGUGAAGGGUAAAAAACAAAUAAUAGCAGAAGAAAAAUUGUGAAGAGAGUCGGGCUGAGCCGACAGUGCAGUGAACAGCUUGGAAUAAUUUAAUUGGACCAAACCCUAUAGCGAUAGUAGUUGGACGACUGGAGAAGUGGUCGUCAGAUUCCGCGAUGACGAGUCGGUGCCGUGCUGGUGAUACGGCGACAAUGUUCGCACUAGUGUGUAUGGUUUUGCUAAGUGGCUUCAAUUGCUUCAAUGCGGUUGAGGCGGCCUCCAAGGUGGACGACUCCAAGGGUCCCGUCUUCCUCAAGGAACCCACCAACCGGAUCGACUUCUCGAACUCAACCGGCGCCGUCGUAGAGUGUAGUGCCACCGGUAACCCCCCACCGGAAAUGAUCUGGAUCCGAAGCGAUGGAACGGCCGUCGGCGAGGUGCCCGGGCUGCGCCAAAUCCUCCCGAAUGGUAACCUCGUGUUCCCGCCGUUCCGCGCCGAAGACUACCGUCAGGAUGUGCACGCCCAGGUCUACGCUUGCAUGGCCAAGAACCAGUUUGGAUCCAUCAUUUCGCGCGAUGUCAACGUUCGAGCCGUUGUGCAGCAGUACUACGAAGCCGAUGUCAACAAGGAGCACGUCAUCCGGGGUAAUUCGGCCAUCCUCAAGUGUUUGAUUCCGUCUUUUGUGGCGGAUUUCGUCGACGUCGUUUCCUGGACCGACGAGGAGAAUUCGUACGUGUAUUCGGCAACGGCGGAUGACAGCAGCGUGAUCGCCCAGUACUACGACGUGGACGUCAACAAAGAAUACGCUAUUCGUGGCAACUCGGUCCUAAUGAAGUGCCAAAUCCCGUCCUACGUAGCCGAUUUUGUCCGCAUCGAAUCCUGGCACACGGAUCAGAACCAAAGUUUCUACAUCAACUCCACCGAGAACGACGAGGACGGCAAAUACAUGGUCCUACCGUCCGGGGAGUUGCACAUCCGUGAAGUUGGUCCCGAAGAUGGCUACAAAAGCUACCAGUGCCGAACCAAGCACCGGCUGACCGGCGAAACUCGGCUUUCGGCCACCAAAGGACGUCUCGUGAUCACAGAACCUCUUGGUAGGGUAGCCCCGAAGCUAUCGUUCAGCUCCAAGAUCCUCACUGCCGAAGUUAGACAAAUGGCAACAUUAGCCAUGUUCUGUUCCGCCCAGGCAUUUCCGGUGCCCGUUUUUAGGUGGUACAAAUACAUCGAAGGAACGACCCGCAAGCAAGCCGUGGUGCUGAACGACCGCGUCAAGCAAGUUUCCGGCACGCUGAUCAUCAAGGAUGCCGUGGUGGACGAUUCCGGAAAGUAUCUGUGCGUGGUGAACAACUCGGUCGGCGGUGAAAGCGUUGAAACCGUACUGACGGUGACGGCUCCACUAACGGCCAAGAUCGAACCCCGUACCCAAACGGUGGACUUUGGACGCCCGGCCGUGUUCACGUGCAAGUUCUCCGGCAAUCCGAUCAAAACCGUCAGCUGGACCAAGGAUGGCAAGGCGCUGGGACACAGCGAUGCCGUACUGCGGAUAGAAUCGGUCAAGAAGGAAGACAAGGGCAUGUACCAGUGCUUUAUCCGAAACGAUCAGGAAAGUGCACAGGCCAGCGCCGAGCUGAAAUUGGGAGGACGAUUUGAUCCACCGGUGAUUCGUGAGGCAUUCCCCGAGGAAACCCGGCACCCAGGACCGUCCGUAUUUCUGAAGUGUAUCGCAGGGGGCAACCCGACGCCGGAAAUUUCCUGGGAACUGGAUGGAAAGAAAAUCACCAACAGCGAUCGGUACCAGGUCGGACAGUACGUCACGGUCAACGGGGAUGUUGUUUCGCACUUGAAUAUCACGUCGCUGCAUUCCAACGAUGGCGGUCUGUACAAGUGUAUUGCCAGCAGUAAGGUUGGUGUGGCGGAGCACUCGGCCAAGUUGAAUGUGUACGGUUUGCCCUACGUGAGAACCAUGGAGAAGAAAUCGAUUGUGGCUGGCGAGACGCUGAUCGUGACGUGCCCGGUUGCUGGAUAUCCGAUCGAUUCGAUUGUUUGGGAGAGAGAUAACCGACAGUUGCCGAUCAACCGGAAGCAGAAGGUAUUCCCGAACGGAACGCUCAUCAUCGAAAAUGUGGAACGAAAUUCCGAUCAGGCCACGUAUACCUGCGUUGCAAAGAACUCGGAAGGCUACACCGCACGGGGGACACUGGAAGUUGCUGUUAUGGUCCCUCCCAAAAUCACCCCAUUCACCUUCGGCGAUGAUCCUUUGAACUUCGAAGAAUCCGUGUCAGUUUACUGCGGUAUAACGUCCGGCGAUUUCCCCAUUAUGAUUGAAUGGUUUUUCAACGGCAUUCCGGUAAUCGAGAUUCGGAGCAGCUUGGAUCGAAUCAGCGUUACUACGCUGAACAAACGCACCAAGUCACUUUCCAUCGAAGGAGUUAACGAACGCUACGCAGGAAACUACACUUGCCGGGCAUCCAAUCCGGCGGGAUUCACCAACUAUACUACCGAGUUGGUUGUGAUCGUCCCACCAAGGUGGAUUCUCGAGCCUACUGAUAAGGCAUUCGCACAAGGCUCUAACGCAAAGGUCGAAUGCAAAGCCGAUGGGUUCCCGAAGCCUCAGGUCAGCUGGAAGAAGGCAAUCGGUGACACCCCUGGAGAGUACAAAGAUCUCCGCUCGAACGACUCGAGCAUCCGCGUCGAAGAGGGAUCGCUGUUCAUCAACAACAUUCAGAAAUCGAACGAAGGCUACUAUCUGUGCGAAGCGAUCAACGGAAUUGGCUCGGGUCUCAGUGCGGUGAUAUUGAUCAGUGUGCAAGCCCCACCGGAGUUCACGGAAAAGCUGCGCAACCAAACGGCUCGCCGUGGGGAACCGACAGUGCUGCAGUGCGAAGCCAAGGGUGAGAAACCGAUCGGUAUUCUGUGGAACAUGAACAACAUCCGACUGGACCCGAAAUCCGAUAAUCGCUACACUAUUAGAGAGGAGAUUCGUCCAGAUGGAGUUAUGUCUAGUCUGUCGAUCAAGCGUACCGAACGAAGCGAUUCGGCUCUAUUCACCUGCAUGGCAACCAAUGCUUUCGGAAGUGACGACGCUAGUAUCAAUAUGAUCAUUCAAGAGGCUCCGGAAAUGCCUUACGCCCUGAAAGUUUUGGACAAAUCUGGCCGAACGGUGCAACUGAGUUGGGCCAAGCCAUACGAUGGAAACUCCCCUCUGAAGCGGUACAUUAUUGAGUUCAAGCGAUCUCGAGGAACGUGGGAAAAUGAUGUUGAUCGCGUAAUUGUUCCUGGUCACACCAACGAAGCACAAGUACAGAAACUGAGUCCUGCCACAACGUACAAUAUCCGAAUCAUCGCUGAAAAUGAAAUCAAUGGAUCAGAUUCGUCGGAAGUUGUUACGAUUAUCACUGCUGAAGAGGCUCCAUCCGGUAAGCCACAAGCUAUCAAGGUGGAACCAAUCAAUCAGACUACGCUUCGAAUUAGCUGGAAGGCUCCACCACGCGCGGAAUGGAAUGGUGACAUUUUGGGUUAUUACGUAGGGUUUAAGCAGACUUCCCAGAACUCGUCUUAUAUCUAUGAAACGGUGAACUAUUCUUUGGAAGGCGGUGAAGGCAAGGAACACAGUCUGGAGAUCAACAAUCUGAAAACUUACACUCAGUAUUCGAUCGUCAUCCAAGCUUUCAAUAAGGUUGGACCUGGCCCAAUGAGCGAAGAAGAGAAACAGUACACCGCCGAAGGAACUCCAGACCAGCCCCCGAGUGAUACCAUGUGCACCACGCUCACUUCCCAAACCAUUCGUGUCUCGUGGGUAAGCCCUCCGCUAGAAUCCGCCAAUGGUGUGAUCAAGGGAUACAAAGUUGUUUACUCCCCAAGUGAAUUGUUUAACGAUGACAAGAAUAAGGACUACAAGAAGACUGCCUCUAGCGAUACUGUUCUGCAUGGUCUCAAGAAGUAUACCAACUACACUAUGCAAGUUUUGGCCACAACCUCUGGUGGUGAUGGCGUUCGUAGUGCUCCAAUUCACUGCCAAACCGAGCAAGACGUCCCCGAAGCACCCACCGCAGUUAAGGCUUUAGUCAUGUCGGAAGGAUCGAUUCUGGUUUCGUGGCAACCACCAUCUCAACCGAAUGGAGUUAUCCUACAAUAUACAGUCUACAUUAAAAUCGGCGACCAAGAACCUAAGAGCCACAAAGUGCCUUCCUAUCAGAUGAGUUAUGAAGCUUCCGGCUUGGAGAAGAACCAACAGUACGACUUCUGGGUUACGGCAAGCACAACAAUCGGCGAAGGUCAACGAUCGAAGAUGCUCUCAGCUAUGCCAAGCGAUAAGGUUCCAGCGAAGAUUGCCUCGUUUGAUGAUACGUUUACUGCCACCUUCAAGGAGGAUGCCAAACUGCCAUGUCUUGCCGUAGGAUCGCCUACACCAGAUAUUACCUGGAGAAUAAAGGGUCAGGAAUUUGUCCCCAAUGAACGCAUCCGUCAGCUACCGGAAGGAUCUCUAUUUAUUAAGGACGUAAUCCGACAGGACGCAGGAGACUACACUUGCACGGCGGAGAACUCAAUCGCCAAAGAUUCCAUUACCCACCGAUUGAUCAUCCUAGCUCCUCCACAGUCGCCUCAACUAACGCUCACUGCCACCACAACCGACUCACUUGCCGUCAAACUGAAGCCCCAUGAAUCCGAUACUGCUCCCCUCCAAGGAUACACCCUGCACUACAAGCCGGAAUUCGGUGACUGGGAAACGAUCGACGUUGCACUGGAUGCUCCAAAAUACACGAUCGAAAACCUGUACUGCGGGUCGCGGUAUCAAGUGUACGCCACCGCUUACAACACCAUCGGUGCCGGUGAACCUUCGGAUAUUCUGAACACCCGGACCAAAGGAUCGAAGCCACUGCUGCCAGAGAAGUCACGAUUCAUCGAGGCCUCAUCCAAUUCUAUCACGCUGCAUUUGCCCGCCUGGAAGGACGGCGGCUGUCGCAUGUCGCAUUUCGUCGUCGAAAACAAGAAGAAGGAUCAACUCGAUUGGAAUCAAAUUUCGAAUAAUGUGAAACCCGGUGGCAACUUUGUUGUGCUCGAUUUGGAACCAGCCACGUGGUACAAUCUGCGGGUGACCGCUCACAACAACGCAGGAUUCACCGUCGCCGAGUACGAAUUCGCUACUUUGACAAUCACCGGAGGUACGAUCGCACCGAAUCUGGGCUCGAUCCAGCCCGGGGCCAUGUACCCACCCUGGAUCCCGCACUGGAUCGACCUGAACGUGAUGGUGCCGCUGAUUGCGACCAUCAUCGUCGUGGCGGUGGGCGUUCUUGUGAUCUGCGUGGCGAUCUCACGCCGACGGGACGACGAUCCACGCUGCGGACCGAAGGACGUUUAUUACGAUGUGGUGUACAACCAAUCGAUGGGACCUGCCGGCGCUGCUACGCUGGACAAACGUCGCCCGGACAUCCGCGAUGAGCUUGGCUACAUUGCACCACCGAAUCGUAAACUGCCUCCAGUGCCCGGAUCCAACUACAACACUUGCGAUAGAGUGAAACGAGGAACCGUCAUCAGCCAUAAUCCUAUCAAUAAAUCCAACCACUCAACCUGGGACCCCCGUCGACCACUGUACGAAGAGCUGAAAAACGUUCAAGCUCCGGCGAGAAGAUGUAACCACCCACCAGCGUGCUACGGCAUGGAAGACGAAAUCUGCCCGUACGCUACGUUCCACCUGCUCGGAUUCCGCGAGGAGAUGGAUCCCACCAAGGCGAUGAACUUCCAGACGUUCCCGCAUCAGAACGGCAUGGGCGGACCGGGCCACAUGGGCACGAUGGGCUCGAACAUGGCCAUGCAGGUGCCGAACCACGUACACUCGCGCUCCGGAUCACAGUCAAUGCCACGCCAGAACCGGUAUGCACGAAAGAACAGCCAGGGAGGACAGAGCAGUAUCUACACGCCGGCCCCAGAGUAUGACGAUCCGGCGAACUGUGCCGAGGAGGAUCAAUACAGACGAUACACUCGCAUCAACUCGCAGGGAGGAUCGCUGUACUGCGGACCAGGACCCGAAUAUGACGAUCCUGCCAACUGCGCACCCGAGGAGGAUCAGUAUGGAUCGCAGUACGGUGGCAACUACGGCACACCAUACGAUCACUACGGAUCACGAGGAUCCGUGGGACGGCGUAGUGUGGGAUCGCCUGAACCCCCACCACCGCCACCACGCAACCACGAUACGAGCAACUCUUCCUUCAACGACUCCAAGGAAAGUAACGAAAUUUCGGAAGCGGAAUGCGAUCGAGACAACGGUCCACGAGGCAAUUAUGGCGCAACGGCCAAAUCAACCGAUGCCCUCAAUGCUGAGGAGACUGAGAAGUUGUUGAAACAAAGAAACGAAAUCAAACCCAAGUACGCCAAACAAACAGCAGCCCCCGCCAGUGCAGGACUCACAGCCUACGAUACUAUGGCAGUGUAAUCUGUAAACGACUGAUGAUGACACAGUGAUGACCUCAACCUCAACGGAGGUCUGCCAUAGAGGGGGAGCAAGCGGCAGCAGGCAGUCAGUCAGAACGAUAGUCCCAUCCCCGUAGAAUCCAACCAAUUUCUUAGAACUGCUAUACCGCCCCCAAUACCAUCCCCCCAAAAACUCAACGUAUCGCGCCACAUCACUUGAAAGAAAUAACACACCGCUCUACUUUACCAUUUUGCACCGUACACUCGCGUGACUUUGGAAACCGCAAAACGCGCAGCCACAGCAGUUCGAUCAGGGUCUACGGCCGCAGCAAUGGGCCCUGCUCCUCGACGCUGUCCUUAUGGCGAAAACGAUCGAAGCCGAGCUACUUGUGAGCUGAAUCCGAACCGAAUUAUCAAUAUUCCCUGAGUGCAGCAGUGGUGUUUUUCACGUAACGGUUGUGUAAAAGUUUUACGCACUCAGUGUCUGUUUUAUAUUUGUAUGUGUAAUAUUUGACAUUUAUGUACGAUAUAUAAGAAUAUUUCAGUCUUCGCUAUCGAUUAUGUAUUGAUAUUAAUGAUUAAGCGCUAAUUUGUGAUCGAAUGUAUUUUUUAAAUUAUGUCGCUUUUAACAUUUAUGCGAUUCGGGUUGCAGAAAGAAAAGUCACGCCAAAGCACUAGAGGACAUUUUUCCAUUUUCACGACAUCACACACACAUUUACAAUGCAUUUCCAUAAUCCAUUCUCUAAUUAAUGUAGUAUAUAACGGGAAAACUGUUUUUGGCAACUAUAAAGUAAAACUAAACAUUAAACCGCUCCUAAUCCAACAUUUCGCAAACGCUAUCGACUAAUCAAAACGCAACGAAAGUUACGUAACACUAACCCUCUAACCUUUCGAUGACACAUACACACACGAUAGAGUGAUUCCACCCACAGUAAGUUGAAAAAUAUGUGUUUUGUUCAAUACAAAAGGAGUUGGGCGCCAAUUGUGUCCAAAUAGGAUUUCUCGUUGCCACUUGUUGACGUUGAUUCGCAUUACUUGCUAUUAUUUUACGAAUUACUAUUCAUUUUUUUCGAAAAGAGAUAUUAAUGUAGAUUUUGGGAAGAUUUGAAUCAGUGCAGGCCAAGUUUUACUACUGACAUGAUCCUUGUCUUAAAAAGAAGGCAGAUAGAAUCGAUUAUAACAUAUCUUUGAUGAUAUAAUCAAUUUUUGAAAUAUGUGGUUCCUCAACGAGAAAACCAGUCAUCUAUUAGGACAACACUUAUUUUUGGGUGGAAUCCUCGGUUCGAACCUAGAAAAACAAAAAAAAACAAUCAUUGAUAAAAAUUGGCGAUAAAAACUAAUGAACAAAAUCAAACAUUAACGGAGAAUUAUUACGAUGUAAUGAUUAUGAUGUACUAACUAGCAGCUAGGGUGGUCGUCAAUGCCGGACGAAGACACGUGUGUGAAAGCAAAGAAGUAAAUUAUAUAGGACAUAAAAUUUAAAAGAGGGAAAAUGUGAAAAAGCAAACGUAUGGCGAACGGAAGCGUGACAUUAUUGUGUAGAGCUAAAGACGUGACGAGGAAACCGCGAAGGUUUGUGACAUUCGAUGGAUUUACGCUGGAAAUUCGUCUCACUUUCUCCCGAAGUAAGAAUUAUUAUACAAACCUAUUGUAAUUAAUUGGCUGUAGAGUACAUCGCAGUGAAUGUAAUCGCAUCGUCCCAUAGAAAGCGAAUUUGGUGGUUGUCGAUGCGAAUGUCGUUGCUGGGUGGUGAAGGUCGACAUUCGGCUUCGUCAGGUCGUGUAACGAAAAUAAUGUAGUUUCUAUGUAGGUUACGUUGAUUUAUAAAAUACAGGGCUUUGAUUUUUUAGAUUUAAGUUCCCUAAUUUAACGAAAGAGCUUUAAUUUCGCUUCCAAACGAGCAUAUCCCCUUUAGCGUUUAAGUGUUUGCGUCUCUAUUUCAUUUUCUAUAUAUACUGUAAAAUUAUUGAAUAAGCACAAACGUUUGGAAACAGUUUCCUCAAAUUUAAUGGAUAUUAAUUAGAUAAGAAUUUAGAAGUAUGCGGAUGCGUGUAAAUUGUAACGACGACGAUACCAAAAAUGGAAAGCAAACGAAACGAAGAAAACAAAACGAUAGGUCUGAGAAACUGAUCGAUAAUUGCUCAAUUUUUUGACCGGUUUGUAGAGUUUUUUGUCCCUUCCUCGGUAGUUUGGAGGAGGUGUUUGAUAGAAAAAAUUCCACGCUAGAAGUUUAAGGGAAAAGCAGAUAGUUGAGCACCGAGAUCUUAGUUGUGAGUAGAUUUUCUAUAGGUUAGGUUUUACGGUGUGAUAAAUUUGCUCAGUAAACAGACUUUAUAGCUCACUAUGACGCGCAGAAUAGAUGAGCAAUUUUGUUCUAUUUCUAUUGAUCCGAACGUGGAAAGAUGAAAACGUUGAGAUCGUUCCAGCAUUUUUUCAUUGAUAUUAAAUCGAUAACAAUAGAAUCGUGUAUCAAUCUCCUAGGGAUUUCAUGCACAGUAAAUCUCGAAGUCUUUUAAACUUCCACUGACUUUAUGAAGUUUAUUUCAAUCCUGUUACAUACAACUCUCUAUAAAAAUGGCGAAAUCUAUUAAACUUACCAGUAAUGAUAGUAAUGAGAUAACGAUAGAAUCAAAAACAAAAACUUCUUUUCUAAACAAAAAUCGUUUACAACUUUUUGAAGUAAAAGAUUUUUUAGCGUUAAAAUUCAUUUGAAUAGUUGCAUAAAGUUGAAGAGAUGUUAUACAUUUAUCUCGAAACAAGUUUUUCAAAUUAGCUGCAUUUUAUUUCUGACAAAUUAAAUAUUUUUAGUUAUUCUGGCAUCAGUUCCACAAAAUAUUACAUCUUAAACCCCCAAAUCGUCAAAUGUCAGAAUCUGAAUAUGAAAUGUUUACGUUUUAGCAAGUUGAGCAAGAGGGGCCCUUGUCAAGUGUUACAAAAAGUGUCGGAAGUAGAAAAAAAUGUAGGCAGUCCAGUCGCCACUCUGCAAUCAAUGAUGCAAUGAUGUAGACUCGAUUCUUUCUAUUUUCCUGGCCACGUCCUUACUAAUGUUAUCGUUGUCAUCUGGAAAUCUCUCGAAAUCGAAACAGGAUUUGGAUCAUUGACUUUUGGAUAACGAUGUAACAUUAUUCACUGUGAUAAAGAAAGAAAUUGAACUGAUAAAAAAAGCUUAUUUUAGUUCUCUUGAGAAUCACGUUACUGUAACUUCUCAUAAUAGUGAUCUAAUUCAAAAACGCCAAAUACUCGGAUAAAAAUAAAAUUUUAACAUUUUUUAUGAAUUUGCAGUUGUGAUAAAUCAACUAUUGCUUUGGCUUUUGUGACUUAAACACGACUCUCGAUAUCAGCAUGCUAUGUGUGGAUCAAAACCGAACUUUAGCGCAACGCGUUGAUGAUCAAUCUUAAAUAUCAAAAUGUGAAUAUCAUCUGUUCAUAUUUUGAUGCAAGCAUACAAUAAUUUAACGUCAGAUUACCAAAAGAUAUGCAUCUGCUUGACGCGUAAUAUGAAAUUGCAAGCAUUUUUCGGUACAAAUGAGCCGCAAUUCAAAAUAGUCUUUCAAGUGCCAAGCAAAAUUCAUAUUCACGCUUGAAUAUCAGAUAAAAUAUGAGUAUUAAGUGGCAACAGCAUGCUGUGAAAUAUUCGUGUCCGCAACCGAGUUUCAGAUCAAGAACAAACACAAGUCGAAGACGAAGUUGCAAGUGAUGGUGAUGUGAAGAUUUUUGUCCCUGGACUUGAUCUUCCUUUGCUUCUCUUCUUUCAUUGGACAUUAUAAAGCAUAGUGGCGUAAUCGUUGUAAUUUGUAGGCUUGUUGGGCUUGUUGUUCGCGACUACGUAAGCGCUUCAUAACGGACAGCUCCGCUCACAGCAGUGCAAGAAAAUGUACUAUCUUGAACUAUAAAUCUAUUGAUGGUCACGUCUUGCGGGUCUUCCGAGCCUCUUGAAAGGAGGGCUUCCGAGCCUCUUGAAAGUAGGGCUUCCAAGCCUCUUGAAAGGAGGGCUUCCAAGCCUCUUGAAAGGAGGGCUUCCGAGCUUCUUGAAAGGAUGGCUUCCGAGCCUCUUGAAAUGAGGGCUUCCGAGCCUCUUUAAAGGAAGGCUUCCGAGCCUCUUGAAAGAAGGGCUUCCGAGCCUCUUGAAAGGAGGGCUUCCGAGCCUCUUGAAAGGAGGGCUUCCGAGCCUCUUGAAAGGAGGGCUUCCGAGCCUCUUUAAAGGAAGGCUUCCGAACCUCUAGAAAGAAGGGCUUCCGAGCCUCUUGGAAGGUGGGCUUUCGAGCCUCUUGAAAGUAGGGCUUCCGAGCAUCUUGAAAGGAGGGCUUCCGAGCUUCUUGAAAGGAUGGCUUCCAAGCCUCUUGAAAUGAGGGCUUCCGAGCCUCUUGGAAGGAGGGCUUCCAAGCCUCUUGAAAUGAGGGCUUCCGAGCCUCUUUAAAGGAGGGCUUCCGAGCCUCUUGAAAGGAGGGCUUCCGAGCCUCUUGAAAUGAGAGCUUCCGAGCCUCUUUAAAGGAAGGCUUCCGAACCUCUUGGAAGGAGGGCUUUCGAGCCUUUUGAAAGGAAGCUUCCGAGCCUCUUGAAAGGAGGCUUCCCAGCUGUCGGCGGAAGCCAUCUUUACUUUUCUUUACUGACACUCACGACCGUUCGUAACAACUUUCUUCUAUAAACUAUAAACGACUCGAGCCUCUUGAAAGGAGGCUUCCGAGCCUCUUGAAAGGAGGGCUUCCGAGCCUCUUGAAAGGAGGGCUUCCGAGCCUCUUGAAAGGAGGGCUUCCGAGCCUCUUGAAAGGAGGGCUUCCGAGCCUCUUGAAAGGAGGGCUUCCGAGCCUCUUGAAAGGAGGGCUUCCGAGCCUCUUGAAAGAAGGGCUUCCGAGCCUCUUGAAAGGAGGGCUUCCGAGCCUUUUGAAAGGAAGCUUCCGAGCCUCUUGAAAGGAGGCUUCCCAGCUGUCGGCGGAAGCCAUCUUUAAUUUUCUUUACUGACACUCACGACCGUUCGUAACAACUUUCUUCUAUAAACUAUAAACGACUCCAGCCUCAUGAAAGGAGGCUUCCGAGCCUCUUAAAAGGAGGCUUCCGAGCUUUUUGAAAGGUAGCUUUCAAGCCUUCUGAAAGAAGGCUUCUGAGCAACUUUGCUGGGAGUUUAAGGUCCUAUUGGCAGGAUGCUUCUAAGCCUAUUGGCAGGAGGCUUCCGAGCCUCUUGAACGAUAAAAUCACGGUGACUAGUUGUCACCGUCGCGACGAUGAAAUCGCUUAGAUCUGGGGGAGCCUUGACACAGCGUAAAAUUCCGUAUCUCAAGUUUUACGCGCUGUUAAUUUUCCAUAUUUUCUUCUGAUCGUUUCCUAGUCUCAUUGGUCUUCCAACUGCAUCUCUGGCACCGGAUUAGCUUGUAUUUGCUUAAUACAUGUUGAGAUCAGAAAAUUAGGUAAAGGCGAGGUAAAUUUUGUUUGUUUUGCGGACAUACAUAUGUAUAAUAUUGCUGGCAGAACAUUUGAAACGUAGGCAGAUCUGUACAUCGGAAGCAAAAAAAAAUAUGCUGACGAUGAGUGGUUUUAAAAUCUUAAUAUAUGGUGGUGGGCUAAAAUGAGCACGGUCCUGUAUCCGAGUUUUGAUAGACGGAGAUACUUUAGAGCUAGUCGACGAAUUCGGCUAUUCAAAACAGACUACAACAAUAGUCGAGAUAUUCGAAGAAGAACCGGCGAUUGACCGCGCACCAAAUGUUUAAUUUAUAAAACGCUAAUCACACGAACCCAGCGAAUCGAAAUUGCGGACAAACUUUUAUUGAUACCACUGAUGAUGAAAUAAGUCCAAAAAGCCUGGAGGUAUGAUUUCGAUAUCAGAGAGUCUUAUAUUGAAGAUAAACAUAAUUAUGGCCUUUUGUUUUGGUGCCUAACUGUGCAGAUAAAUAAUCUCGAAAAUAUCACUUUUUAGUGACAUAUCGUUGCUUUUUCAAAUGAUAGGAAAUGUAUUUCUCAAUUCCAGCGUCCAAGUCAUACUGUGAAACCUAAUCUUAAAAAUCAAGUUUUUAGUCUAAAACAUGCACGCAGCUUCUAGUCACUAGGACUAGCCGAAUAAACCGUGUAGAAAAGUGUUUUUCCGUUUAAUACACCGUACCUACGUGGUCGAGUUAAGACUACCUGCCACCCAAAACGACAUCCCCCACCCGACAAUCGCCAUCGAUGAAGAAGGAAACGCAAAACAAAAAGCAUUUAUACACUAUUGAAUAAUGGUAUCCUUUUUGCUAGGUAUUAUAUAUAAUGAAUGAAAUUUAAAAAAAGGAAAAACUAAUAACUAAUACACUGUAAACGAUUAUUAAUACUUCCUACUCAAAGUAACCACUAUAUUAUAAGGAAAUAAGAAAACAAAAACCGUAUAAACACAAACAAAUCGAUAGCAAAGUGAGCGUGAAAGUGGCUGAGAAGAAGAGCAGAACAAACGUAACCCGACUCGAACUCAGUUAUUACAAAGCGGACAGGCGGAUAUGUAAUCACUUUUGUAAUUUAUUGAAACACAUAGCCAUGUAAGUGAAUAGGAACAAAUUUUUGAUACUGUGUGAUGAAACAUUUUUUGGUCCUUACACGACACAACCAACUCGAUUCGAUUUUUGCGAUUCCUUUUGUUUUGUCUCGGUACAUAUGUAAGCAUGCGUUGUCACCUUUUUUGACUCCUUGUAUAAAUUUUAAUUGAGAGUAAGUGAACUAAAUCCUUUCGGUCAAAAUUUGAUUGGAAAGAAAUGGAAAACAAGAGAAGAUAUCGAGGGAAAUUAUUCGAUGAUGAAAAAAAGAAACUGAAAACUGAAGACUAUUGCAAUUAAGGAACAAAUUUAAACUUUAAAUACAUCUUUGGUACUCAAUCAAUAUAAGCAUACGAAGAGAAGAUUCAAGUGAAAAACCGAACAAAUUAGCCCAGUGUUUCCCAUCUAUAGCCAAGUUAAUGAAAUUAAGCAAAACAAAAUUAAAUGCAGAGAAGAAAACCUGUUGAGUAAGACUAACGCUAAAAGAAUAUAAAAGAGUUAAUUAAAAAUACAAAUACAAUGUUUGGAAAAACAAGAAAACGCAAAAAUCAAAUGUUGAAACAUCUUCGGUACCAAAUUAAUAAUUAGAAAGAGAAAUAACUAGACAGAGCUUAUUAUUUACACACGACCCGUACGUUAUGUACAUUUUUCUCAUCUCCCACUUUUAAAUACACGCCACAACGUUCUACAAGUUGGCAGUAAUCGAAGCGUUGUUCUAGUCAAAAUUGCAACCCCCUUUGCCAACCGAUCAGCUUUUGUGUCCCCCGCGAAGUGCCAUAAGCAUCCUACAAUGCGCAUUGUUUCUAUGCUAUUCUUUUCCCGUUGGAUUCGAAUUUCCCUAACUGCAACUGUUUUGUUUUUCCUUGAAAAAAGAAACUGUGUCCGGAAGCAAAGCAAGCAAUCAGAUACUCAACGUAUUUUAAUACAUACACGCAGACACGGAUUCGCAUUCCACGGAAUGCAACACGUGAAAUCAUUUCACACGCGAAAUGAAAGCAAAUCAAAACGCAUUGCAAUUGUGUACAAAGUCAACCCAAGUAGCUAUUUCUGUUCCGGAUCCGAUGAGGGAUUCGGUUCUGAUUUUUAACACUAGCUAUCACUGAAUUUUUCAAGUUAGACAUAUUUUUGCUAAAUCCAAUCUCAACAUAAAUUUUCGUUUUCCAUUCAAAGUUUGAAUGCCGUCUCGAGCAGGCAAUGCUCGAUGUUCAACUCUCUUCACUUGAUAGGAAAAAAAUACCAAACCGUAAAAGAAAACCCUCACACGACUAUUAAUUAUGAUAAUGUGAAACUAUAUUACGAUGCGCUAGAGAAGAUGGAGUGAAACGAUUAUGUAAUAAGAAACCACAAAAUAAUAAUCCAUCAAUUGAAUGUAGUUGUAUUUGCUCUCGCUUUUACUAAUGGAAAACCAACAAACAAGAAACAUAAAAAAAUGCAACAAAUUUCUCUCUGGACAGCCAACUAAGCAACAGCAACAGCUAAAAUAUAGUAAAAUCAUUACCAAACUGUAUGAAUAUUACCUUCAGCCACACCAGAUACGAGACUCAUAAAUCCAAAUCCAAAAAUGCGAACAUGAUGAAAAGAAGCAUACACAAGCGAAACUGAAUCAUUAUAAUAUAAACUCAAAAAUUAUCAAUAAAAAAAUAGUAAAAUUAA